UUAGAGGGCCACGGAAAUGGCUGGCUUCUGAAUUGAAGACUCCAAAUUUCAUAAACCCUUCGUGGCCUCGUGCUUCUUAAAACCCAAACUAAUUUGCUCUCGCCUUCUGUCACUCUCUCCCUCCAAUCCAAAAAAUGAACAUUCUUUUCCCCAAUCCCCUUAGUCAGCUCUCAAAAUCUGCUUCGCAGAAAAUGUUUACGCAUUUCUUUUGCACAAGAUCACCAAAAUCCCUCGACCGAUCUCACCCUUCAAACAAUCUUUACAAAAGAAUUUCACCUCUGGGUGAUCCAAAAAUCUCAGUGGUGCCUGUGCUUGAUCAGUGGGCUGCCGAAGGAAGACCUGUCCACAAAGAAUAUCUAGAGAGCAUCGUAAAGGAAUUGAAAGCAUACAAAAGAUACAAACAUGCCCUCGAGGUAUCACGGUGGAUGACCGAAAAAAGAUACAUGCCUUUGAGAGAGCUGGAUGUUUCCAUUCAAAUUAAUUUGAUUCACAGAGUACAUGGCUUGAAGGAAGCUGAGAACUGUUUCAAUAAUGUCAGUAGUAAGCUAAAAGGCUUUAAUGCUCACAUAGCCCUCCUUAACUGCUAUGUCCAUGAAAAAUCAGUGGAAAAAGCAGAGGCCUUAAUGCAGAAAAUGAGGGAAAUGGGGUAUGCUAAUUCACCACUACCCUACAAUCUCAUGAUGAAUCUCCAUUAUGGCUUGGGAAACUAUAAGAAGCUAGAUGAUCUAAUGAAUGAAAUGGAAGGAAGGGGAAUUAAAUUUGACCCAUUCACCCUCACCAUCCGGUUAAGUGCUUAUGCGGCUGCUUCUGAUGCUGAAGGUGUAGAUAAAAUUGCUAAGAUGAUGGAAAUUGAUCCGCUGAUUGUUCCAGACUUUAGUGUCUAUGCUGUUGUAGCCCAGGGGUACUUAAAAGUUGGUCAGUUGGAUAAAGCUUUGCCAAUUUUGAAGAAAAUGGAGGAAUUAGCAGUAACCACAAGGAAAGGAAAAUUUCCGUAUGAUUUCCUGCUCAAAUUGUAUGCUGGAAUGCAGAGGAGAGAUGAUGUGCUCCGAAUAUGGGAAAUGUACAAGCAAAAACAGAAGAUCAAUAACAAGGGUUACAUGACCAUGAUGAGCUCACUACUGAGCUUUGGCGAUGUUGGAGGCAUUGAGGACAUCUUUAAAGAAUGGGAAUCGAGGGGAUUAUCCUAUGAUUUUCGGGUUCCAAAUGUUUUGAUACAUGCUUAUUGCAGAAAUGGGGAAUUGGAGAAGGCUGAGGCCCUUAUAGACAAGGGGUUAUCAGAAGGGGGUGAACCUUUUGCAACAACAUGGUUUUAUAUGGCACUUGGAUACAUAAAGGAUAAUCAGAUUUCAAAAGCUGUGGAAGCAUUGAAGAAGGCAAUCUUGAAAUGCCCUCCUGAUCACAAGCCUAAUACAGAAACAUUGAACACCUGUCUGGAACAUAUGGAGAGGGGGGAUGUGGAAAAGUCAGAGGAGUUCAUAAAGCUUAUAAAGAAAGAGAGCUUAUGUUCACUGGCUGUUCAAGAUAGCUCCAUGGAUUUUAUCAAGUCUGGUGAAUCUCAAUCUUGAUUGCAUGGCUGAUAUUGAAGAAAUGGCAGCAUCAAGUUUUCAAUUUCUUGAACGGCAUUACAUUAUGAAGAGCAUAUAUAUAAUGAUACAUACACCUUGCUGAUUGGGUUUUCAACCGCUCAUGAUAGCUCAAUUUCAGGUAAUGUUUUCGAGGCUGCCUAGUACAUUUGAUUCAAUUCCUUGUAGUGUCACUUACUGCGGUUAGUCAUCACUCACCAGGUAAAUAUGCAGUUAUUCAACUCUUCAUAUUAUGUUAACAGCCUUGUUGUCACGGCGAAGUGGUUUAGUAGCAACAUAGACUUCACUUUAAGGUGUUUAAGCAGUUAUUUGACCCCUAACUAGCCUCUUGGGGAUCAUAUAUAUUGCUGUUUGAUAUGACACCUUUAUUUUCCGUACUCUAGAUAUCAGAACAUUCCAAGUUAGGUAUGGAAUUGACGCGAGAUAUAUUGUACUUGGGUGGGUUUGACACUUAUCCAAAAAUGAUGAAUUGAAUUUUUAUCAAGUGGUGAACAACUCUUGUACCCCUAGGCGUGGAGGGAUUCUCUCACUGCCUGCCAACACCUGUAUAUCAGAUUUCACAUGGGAGUCCUUGUCAAAUGUUUAAGAGGUGAAUCCUCCUUGCAUGCCCUACAAUGCCCGAUCUGAUUCUUGCAUCUGCCUUCAUCAAUGAACGUGGUACAAUCAACCACUAGUAAUUUCAUUUUAGUCCCUACAUAUCAAGGGCCAAGCUACAGCUUCUUGAUUGGGAUAAGUAGUUUAUUGUACUCUGGUUCGACUCUCAUGGCCCAUGAAAUUAUGUCUCUCAAUUAUGUAAUAUGAAGAAUAUUCAACCUGAAAAAGCUUCCAACCAAGAGAUAACCUGAGAAGGGUAUCAACUUGAUAAUUCAAGAUGUCCUUUUUCCAGCUGAAUCAGCUUGAUGCGUAGCUUACAUCAUUCUGGCAAAUCCAUUAUUCUUAUCCGAAAAUGGAUGCAAUUGUAUCAAAUGCUGACAAUCCAUUUGUCAGACA
This is a messenger RNA of Coffea arabica (coffee), 2573 nucleotides long. Its product is annotated as pentatricopeptide repeat-containing protein At2g20710, mitochondrial. Lineage: Eukaryota; Viridiplantae; Streptophyta; Magnoliopsida; Gentianales; Rubiaceae. Gene Ontology annotation, cellular component: mitochondrion. The record is from RefSeq and is a predicted model, not a curated record. Gene Ontology annotation, molecular function: protein binding.